Anolis carolinensis (green anole) is the source of this 2296-nucleotide messenger RNA. RefSeq lists its product as uncharacterized. The coding region runs from base 698 to 1900 and encodes 400 amino acids. The record is from RefSeq and is a predicted model, not a curated record. The transcript has 3 exons. NCBI's taxonomy places the organism in Eukaryota, Metazoa, Chordata, Lepidosauria, Squamata, Anolidae.
AGCGUUGGAAGAAAAGAAAAAAAAGGUCCAUUUCCAAACCAACAGUAUCUCGCAGCAUUGCCCCAAAAGGAAGGCCGUAGCAUUUCUCCUGGAUGGAAAUUUGGCGGCAGCGGCCUCCUCCGACUCUUCCUCCCUGGUUCAACCGUGCACUUGUUCCCUCCCGGUGUCCACCGUUGCCAUAUCCCUCCCCUGCGACGGUAGCCGUUUGCAGGACGCGUUUGGGGAGGAUGGGAUGCACCAUCCGCCUUGGGAAGAAGGCCACCCUUUUGCCUGAGGGAGGUGCCGGUGAAGAGCCGUGCCCGCCUGCAUGCGGGACAGUUUUCCCCGAAAUGGCGACACCGGGGCCGAGUGAGCGCGUGAUGGACGCGGGAAGCAGAAGCUCUGGUCAACGUCACGCCUGCCUUGCUUGCCUUGCCUUGACCUCUUUCCUUCCCUCCCCAUCCUUCGGCGGUGGCAACCUGGUCUCUCUCCCCCUCCGGCAGUGGUGCAAUAUUGCUUGUGUGCGUCUCUUUUUUAAUUUCGUGCGUCCACUUUUUCCAUUUUUUAACACUUCGGAAAACCAUCCUUUUCCCCUUCCUUCCUUCCUUCCUUCCUUUCUCCCUCCCUUUUGUACACUUUCCCCGAUUCGAAUCCAUCACCCUUCCUUUUUGCUUCGUCGUUUCUUUCUCCGGCUUUCCUCUUUCCUUCCAGAUCAUGUAUGAAUUUGCUCUUUUUUCUUUGUUUUUGGAUAAAUGUCGUUCUGUUGUUGGUUCUUAUUGUCGUUAUUAUUAUUAUUAUUAUUGAUAUUAAUAUUAUUAUUGAUAAAUUAAUUGUCGAGAGGAGACGACCUCCCUUUCCCUCCCCGCUCGGCUGCUUCCCGGUCCCCGCUCUUCUGCCGUCCUAUCUUCCUUGGCUUUUCCUUACAGAUCCCCCCUCCCUCUCCGUUGACACCCAGAGACCUUGUUUUCCAAGGCUGACCCAGUUUCCAAGGCAGGGAGGGGUCUUCCCGCACCCGGCGUCAUCUUUUCUGCCUUUUUGGGACUUUUUUGGGAAACGCUCCCGCAGAGGAUUCCUACGACUGACUCUUUUUUGGAAUACUUUUUUUGUAAAGGAAAUAUAUAUAGAGAGAGAAAGAUAUAUGUAUAGAUAUAUACACACCGAUCUCGAUGCAGCAGCAGCAGCAGAACCCCUUCCUGAAUUUUGCACAGAAGGAGAAGGAGCGCGAGACCCCCUUCGCAGGCCUGGAAAAGGGCGCAAAAGGCCAUCCCGGCUCCGGACUCUUCUCCCUCCGGUUUGUGUGUCCAUCCCCGCUUCUGUUUACAUCAGGCACGGGCAAACUUCGGCCCUCCUUCUGGGUGUUUUGGACUUCAACUCCUACAAUUUCUGGCCUCAGACCCCUUGCUUUUCCUCCUCAGCAGCCUCAGUCCUCUUCCUUUUCCCCCUCUGCAGCCUCGGUCCUUUCCUUUUUCCCCUCAACAGCCUCAGUCCUCUUCCUUUUCCCUCUCUACAGCCUCAGUCCUCUUCCUUUUCCCCCUCUGCAGCCUCGGUCCUUUCCUUUUCCCCCUCAACAGCCUCAGUCCUCUUCCUUUUCCCUCUCUGCAGCCUCAGUCCCCUUCCUUUUCCCCCUCUGCAGCCUCAGUCCUCUUCCUUUAUCCCACUCUGCAGCCCCAGUCUCCUUCCUUUUCCCCCUCUGCAGCCUCGGUCCUUUCCUUUUCCCCCUCUGCAGCCUCGGUCCUUUCCUUUUCCCCCUCAACAGCCUCAGUCCUCUUCUUUUUCCCUUUUCCCCCUCUGCAGCCUCCGUCCCUUUCAGCUUAAGUGGCUUAGGUGGAAAAGGAAAGGGCCUGAGGCUAUUAGGAAUGGUGGGAUGGUGGGAGUUGAUGGGAAAAAGGAAAUGCCUGAGGCCAGGAAUUAUGGGAGUUGAAGUCCAAAACACCCGGAAGGACAUCCAAAGUUUGCUCACACCUGGUUUACACAAUCCUGGCAGUAUCACACUUUUUUAAUUUCUAUUUCUUUUUUUAAAGAUCAUUGCUUUGUAUUGUAGUAACCAAUACUCGCCGUAUACGUCGAAUGUAUGAUAUCCUUCUGCUAUUAUUUCUCUCCCCCUUCGUUCGUUGGGACUGAAAGCAAGAACCCACAAUAACGGACGCCUCCCGCAGAUCCUCCAGUUCCGGUUUCCUUUUGUUAUGGUUUGUUUCCUUUCCCCCCGCCCCAUCUUCUAUUUGCCGGAGUUGGGGAGGUUGCGUGCGUGUUCAUUUGCAACUAGUGACUUAGUUGGAUGUGGGAUCAUGACAAAUAAAAACCCCAUGAUUAUGGUUGA